CUCGAAAAUUCGUAUUAUCGACUUUGUACAUGUUAUUAUUUUUUAUACCUUUGUCGUUUUCAAAAAUAAUUUACGAUAUAACUUCAAUAAUGUCACGCCCCAUUCGUAAUCGUCUGGAAAUCAUGUUUUAAUGUUCCUUAUCAUGUUUCGUUCAUUAUCACCUCACUCCAAUUCACUUUACCGUCGUCCAUCCGGUCCGGCGAUCCAUGUUUCGUAAAUAAUAAAACAUUUUUUUUUUUUACCCAAAUGUGUGACUUUUAAGGAUUUAUAUUAAUAAAUACAAACACUAAAAACUUCAACCAUGUAUUCUGUUUGGCGACAGUAUCAAUAUGUCUACAGGAAUACACAUUGUGUGAAGUAUUAUUCAAUGUCACCUCCACAAAAACCAAAUUUUAUCAUGCAGCUAUUAAAUAAUAUAAAAGAUGAGAUGUCUAAAAGCAAAGAGAUGAAACAAAACUUAAAACAAUUUCGAGCUGAAAAAAAGAAAUUAGAAGAAUCUGAUAAUUUAAUUAAAGCUAGACAGAAAUUAAACACAAUAGAAUCAGAAACAUUCAAAGUAACUCAACAAGCCAAAUCUGUUGCUAAUAUCGUUAUGGCUUCUGUAAAGAAAAAAGUAAAUGAAGCUAGUGAGUCUGAUUUGGCAAAAAAAGCAGGGCUAUUAAGCGGAAGUAUAAGCAAAACAGUAUUGGAAAAGGGAUCUAAAAUUGGUCAGUCUGGUCCUGUCAAGACUUUUUCAAGUACUGCUGAAGCUAUUUCGGCACAAAUUGAAAGUGAUACUUCAUUAAAUUCACAUGUCUACAAAGCACCAAAAACUUUGAGGAAACGUUCCGACUUGGGUCAUCAGGGAACAGUUGUUCCUAAUGAAACAGAGACUGGUAUUACUGUUCAUAAAGAUUCAAUGCUAUAUGAAAGUUGGAAAAAAUUCAAAUCUGAAAAUGCAUUCAUGCAAAAGUUAUCUGACUUAAAAGAACGCUAUGAUGACAGUGAUCAUGUUUUAGCACGUGCAACACGUUCAGUAACUGAUACUUUAUCAUCGGUGUUUCAUAAUGCUGAAAUGUCAGAUGUAGUCACAGAAUUGUGUCGUGUUGAACCUGAUUUCAGUCUAGUAAACUUUAUCCGACAAUGUGAAACUGAUAUUAUACCAAAUGUACUAGAAGCUAUAGCACGGGAAGAUUUAGUUAUUCUUAAAGACUGGUGUUUUGAAGCUCCUUAUAGAGUAUUAUCACAUCCUAUUAAUGAGCAUCGACAAAAAGGUCACCAAACAUACUGCAAAGUACUAGAUGUACAUAAUGUGGAUGUUGUAACUGGAAAAUUAAUGGAACAUGGUCCUGUAUUAAUAAUAUCAUUUAGUGCCCAACAAAUCAUGUAUAUUAAAGAUGUGAAUGGGUUAAUCAUCGAUGGAGAUCCUCAUACUGUUAUCAGAGUGAUGUAUACUUGGGCAAUGUGUAGAGAUGUAAAUGAAGUAAAUCCAAGAGCUGCUUGGAAAUUAUUAGACAUAGCAGCAAAUUCCAGUGCCCAGUUGUUGUAAACUGUAACUAUAAGGUUUAGAUUAUUUGUGACAAAAUAUUUUAUUUCUCAAAUACUCAUACUGUUUAAGUAAAUUUCUGUUUGAUAUUUGAUCAAUUAUUGUUCAAAGUUAACAAAGAACUGUAUUAUAUUAAGGUUUUACCUUAAUGUGUUAUUACUUAUUUAGUAAAAUUCUAGUUGGUUUUUAUUA
Rhopalosiphum padi (bird cherry-oat aphid) is the source of this 1717-nucleotide messenger RNA. RefSeq names its product mitochondrial import inner membrane translocase subunit TIM44. NCBI's taxonomy places the organism in Eukaryota, Metazoa, Arthropoda, Insecta, Hemiptera, Aphididae. The transcript has 6 exons. Gene Ontology annotation, biological process: protein import into mitochondrial matrix. Gene Ontology annotation, cellular component: mitochondrial inner membrane. Gene Ontology annotation, molecular function: protein-folding chaperone binding. Bases 302 to 1528 code for a protein of 408 amino acids. The record is from RefSeq and is a predicted model, not a curated record.